AUGAUGCAAUUGAGCGACACAACCGAUUCUACCAAACUCAGUUAUUGGUUAAAUUGGAGGGUUUAUCUAUGUGUAUUUUCUGUUUCGCUAUGUAUGGUUCUUGCAUGUUUUACGAUAUGGAAGCGUGAGAGUUCGCGGAACCUCACAUUUGACAAACAAGAAAACCAACAAGAUAGAGAUUUGUGUGGUGAUGAAGCAUGGAAGCCAUGCCUUAAAAACAUUCACCCUGCUUGUUUGCUAGCUUUUCGAGUUGUUUCGUUUACUUAUCUUUUGGCGUCGCUAAUUGUGAAACUUUAUGCCAGCCGUGGCGUAACAUUUUACUAUUAUACUCAGUGGACCUUCACUCUGGUUACCAUUUAUUUUGGGUGUGGAUCUAUGCUAUCAGUUUACGGGUGUUAUACGUGUAGAAAAUCAAGAGACGCAAAUAUUAAUGAUGAUAUUACUAGAAUAGAUGCAGAGCAAGGUCCAGAAUUGCCUCUCUUAUACCCCAAUGCCACAAAUGUAUCUAGAACGGAACGCCUAGCGGAUCCUCACAUUAACAUACAAAAGAAUCAAAUUGCACCCAUUUGGAGUUACAUUUUUCAUAUUUUAUUCCAGAUUAGUGCAGGAGCCGUCAUGUUUACGGAUUGCGUUUAUUGGCUCAUUAUUUUUCCAUUCCUUACCCUGAGAGAUUAUGACUUCAACUUUAUGACAGUGAACAUGCAUACAGUAAAUUUUGUAUUGCUCUUUAGCGAUGCUGUUUUAAAUUGCAUGCGAAUACCUUGGUCUGGGAUGUCUUUCUUUGUGUUAUGGACAGGUGUUUACGUCAUUUUUCAGUGGAUAAUUCAUGCUUGCGUCUCAAUUUGGUGGCCUUACCCAUUUCUUGAUUUGGCAUCACCUUAUGCACCCUUCUGGUACUUGAUGCUGGCAUUAAUGCAUAUUCCAUGUUAUGGCUUCUUUAUGCUGAUUCUAGAAAUGAAACAUUAUUUCUUAUCCAAAAGGUUCCCGUCCUCUUAUGAAUGCUAA
This is a messenger RNA of Vicia faba (fava bean), 1005 nucleotides long. NCBI's taxonomy places the organism in Eukaryota, Viridiplantae, Streptophyta, Magnoliopsida, Fabales, Fabaceae. The record is from the annotation of a GenBank genome assembly.